Brienomyrus brachyistius is the source of this 1768-nucleotide messenger RNA. It is a transcript of the gene runx3, whose product is annotated as RUNX family transcription factor 3. Lineage: Eukaryota; Metazoa; Chordata; Actinopteri; Osteoglossiformes; Mormyridae. Gene Ontology annotation, cellular component: nucleus. The record is from RefSeq and is a predicted model, not a curated record. Gene Ontology annotation, biological process: neuron differentiation; regulation of transcription by RNA polymerase II; regulation of cell differentiation. Gene Ontology annotation, molecular function: DNA-binding transcription factor activity, RNA polymerase II-specific; RNA polymerase II cis-regulatory region sequence-specific DNA binding; ATP binding.
GUGUGACCUCAUGUGACAUGUGACGGCAGAGAGCUCCGACCCAACCAACAGGACCUGGGAGUCGCCUCAUCGAUGUGUGAGGGAGGCCGCGUCGGCCGCCAAGAGCCACCUGAAGGUAAAUCCAGCCGAGCCUGCAGGGACCCCUCCGCCUGCAACGCCACCUCUGCCAGUGCUACCAUCUCCGCCACCUCUUCCACCUCCGCCCUCGACCCCGACGAGUUCUGCCAACCGCCAGAGACACAUACCAACACCAGCACGGACGCUGGCACAACCACCGGCACAGACAGCAACGUGGACCCUGGCACAAACGCCAACACGGACAGCAGCCCGGGCUGCACUACCAGCCAGAAUGGCAUCUAACAGCAUUUUUGACUCCUUCUCCACUUACUCCAGCAGCUUCUUGAGAGACCCAACAACUACCAGACGGUUCACACCGCCUUCGACGUCGUUCCCCUGCAGCAAGAUCGGAGACGGCACCGGGCCUAUGGGCACUCCUGGACCGGUGAGAGCUCGUAACGAAGCCCGUACUGUGGUGGACGUGCUGGCGGACCACGCAGGCGAGCUGGUUCGCACGGACAGCCCGAACUUUCUCUGCUCCGUGCUGCCGUCGCAUUGGCGGUGUAACAAAACGCUGCCUGUGGCAUUCAAGGUGGUGGCGCUCGGCGAUGUUCCUGACGGGACGCUGGUCACGGUGAUGGCCGGUAAUGAUGAGAACUACUCGGCGGAGCUGAGGAACGCCUCCGCCGUCAUGAAGAACCAGGUCGCCAGAUUCAACGACCUGCGGUUCGUGGGAAGGAGCGGCCGAGGAAAGAGCUUCACCCUGACGAUCACAGUAUUCACCAGUCCGCCACAAGUGGCCACUUACCAUCGCGCCAUCAAGGUGACCGUGGAUGGACCCAGGGAGCCCAGGCGACACCGGGUGAAGCUGGAGGACUCCCAGAAGUUCUCGGAGCGUCUCACGGAACUGGAGCGCUUCCAGAGGGCGGGCCUGAGGAUGGGAGCCGGGAACGGCAAUCCCCGCCCCAGCCACCAGGGGCACUUCAGCCAGAGUGCUUCAUCGCAGCUGCAAGCACUGUGGCCCGAACAGAUCGACACCCCAAAUCUACCCAUCAAAACGUGCAAGGUGGAGGAUGACCUGAGGUGGUCAGGCCCCACAGACCUGUUUCCCCAGCGGACCUCCUUCCCAUCGCUGUCCCCCCUAACAGAUCCCCGCUUCUCUGACCCGCGGAUGCACUACCCUGGUGCCUUCUCCUACUCAGCCAGCCCAUCGGAUCAGGCUCGGGGCAUCGGCAUGUCCGCCAUGUCGGCAUCCUCGCGCUACCACACCUACCUGCCGCCGCCAUACCCGGGCAACCAGAACCAGAGCGGACACUUCCAGGCCAACUCGUCCCCUUAUCACCUGUACUACGGCAGAUCCGGCUCCUACCAGUUUUCCAUGGUGGCGGCAGGGGGGACCGCUCCCCCAGCCGCAUAGCUGUCCUCCUGCAGGGCCGCCAGCACGGCCUCUGCGGGCAGCAACAACCUGAUGAACCCGGUGCUGAGCAGCCAGAGCGACGGCGUGGAGGCCGACGGCAGCCACAGCAACUCGCCACCAGCAAUCUCCACCCCUGGGAGGAUGGACGAGUCCGUCUGGAGGCCAUACUGAGCUGCACCUCCAUCAGACGUCAGGGAGAGGCGCGGACCAUCUAAAACCAAAGAAAACAGCCCGCGGAAACCUCGCCAAAGACGUCCGUGUUGAGAAAUCUAGUGGUGCAUGUUUGUCCCCCCC